Cercopithifilaria johnstoni is the source of this 2157-nucleotide messenger RNA. NCBI's taxonomy places the organism in Eukaryota, Metazoa, Nematoda, Chromadorea, Rhabditida, Onchocercidae. The record is from the annotation of a GenBank genome assembly.
AUGCAAGUCCUUUCUGCGAAUGACGUCAAAAUCUACAAUUUAAGUGCCGGCAAAUCAAUACCGGAAUGGAUAACAGAUCGGAAAAGGCGCAAAUUGGAACAAAAUGACAUAGAUCUGAGAAGAAGAAUACAGUUGAUACAGGAUUUUGAUAUGCCCGACAUCAGCAAUACAGUCACGGUAUCCCCUGAUGGACGCUAUAUAUUUGCAACGGGUACCUACAGGCCGCUUCUGAAGUGCUUUGAUGUUGAUGAUCUGUCGCUAAAGUUUUCGCGUGGUCUCGAUGCGGAUGUUGUGAAAAUGGCUGUUCUUAGCGAUGAUUAUUGUAAAUUUGUGUUGCUGGAAGAAGAACGGUAUGUGGAGGUGCAUGUGGCUUAUGGAAGAUAUUUUAGGAUGAGGAUACCCAAAUUUGGUCAUGAUAUGGCUUUUUGUCAUGAAGUGAGUGAUCUCUACAUUGUAGGAAGUGGCAGCGAAAUUUUCCGUCUAAACAUGGAAGAAGGAAAGUUUUUGACGCCUCUAAUAACUUCGUCUUCCUCGCUGACAUGUUGUGAGUUCAACAGAGAUCAUCAUUUGUUUAUUUGUGGGACGAAUGAUGGCCGAAUUGAAGCUUGGGAUCAUAGGGACGGGAAUCGUUGUGGCAUUCUUAACUGUGCUUUACAUUUUAAUGCAAAUAACAGCGAGUUGCCAAUAGUGACUUCAGUGUGUUUCAAAGAUGCGCUUCAUCUGGGAGUCGGGACGAGUACUGGUCAUGUUUUACUAUUCGAUAUUCGAUCUAACAAACCACUGCUCAUCAAGGACCAUCAAACUGGUUUGCCAGUAAACAAAAUUGAUUUUGUACCGGGGCACAAUCUUGUUUUGAGUAUGGAUAUGCGUUUAUUAAAGAUGUGGGAAGAAACUGAUGGUAAACCGUUCGCGGCAAUCGAACCUGGAUCUAAUCUAAGCGAUUUCUGCCGAUUUCCAGAUUCUGGACUUCUAUUUUUUGCUAAUGAAGCUCCUAAAAUGCUACAGUAUUUUGUUCCUGCCCUUGGUACAGCUCCUAGAUGGUGUUCAUAUCUUGAGACGAUCACAGAAGAACUAGAAGAAACAGAACAACCUACCGUAUAUGAUGAUUACAAGUUUGUGACGAAAGAGCAGCUUGAAGAAAUCGGUCUGUUACACCUUAUUGGAACUAGCCUUCUGCGUGCAUAUAUGCAUGGAUAUUUCAUUGAUAUUCGGUUGUACAAUAAAGCGAAGACAUUUACGCAACCAUGGGCUUAUGAAAAUUAUAAGCAGAGAAAGAUAAUGGAAAAAAUUGAUGAAGAACGUUCCUUAACUACAAGCAGGAAGUCAAGGAAGCCUAAAUUACCAAGUGUGAAUAGAGAACUGGCUGAGAAGUUGUUAGCUUCCAUGGAAGAAAUGAAAAACGUUAAUUUAAGAACAGAGAGAAAGGAUAAGGAUGCGACUUCAAUACUAUCAGACGAACGUUUUGGCUCCCUGUUUACAAACCCCGAUUUUCAAGUUGAUGAAAGCAGUGAGCAGUUUCAACUGCUUGUCUCGGCUAUGAAAAAGAUAGGAGGGAAACGACAAAAAUUGUCGAAAAAAGAUGUUGGUAGUACAAGCAAUAACAACAAAAAGUCAGAAAUGCAAAGUACAGAAGAUCUAGACAUCUAUGAAAGUACAAACAGCGCUAGCAGGAUGAGCGAUGAUGAAAGUUUCACUGAAGUUGAUGACAAGAAAGAUGAAGAAAAUAAUGCAGUAGGAAAACCAUCUAUGAUCCGUAAUGAGGAAGGUAGUGAUGUUGAAGAAAUACAAUCGGCAGUGCGAGAAAAGUGGAAAACUAUGAAACCAAAAGGUUUUGACUUAAUCGAAUCAGAUAUUGAUGAAGACACUGUACAGUGCUUAAAGCAAAAGAAGGCUGAUGAAAGCGCGGUUUCAUUUUUUGCUCAGGAGGAAGUUGAAACGAUGGGUAUGAAACGCAAGGAUUCAUCAGAAGAUGUGGGCGGAAGUGAACAGUGCAUACCAUUUGGUGGGCUGAAAAUGACAUUUAAAAUGAAAACCUUGGGGUUGGCUGCAAAAAAGGAAUGUUUAGCAAGAAGAGAAAAGGAACAUUUAGCGGAAAGGAAGGAAGUUAGACGAGGUAUAAAAGGAAUAACCAAAAUGUUGAAAAGACCUCCCGUAUAG